This is a messenger RNA of Cyprinodon variegatus (sheepshead minnow), 1646 nucleotides long. Its product is annotated as brain-specific angiogenesis inhibitor 1-associated protein 2-like. The transcript has 13 exons. Gene Ontology annotation, cellular component: cytosol; nucleoplasm. NCBI's taxonomy places the organism in Eukaryota, Metazoa, Chordata, Actinopteri, Cyprinodontiformes, Cyprinodontidae. Gene Ontology annotation, molecular function: protein binding; cytoskeletal adaptor activity. The record is from RefSeq and is a predicted model, not a curated record. Gene Ontology annotation, biological process: positive regulation of actin filament polymerization; plasma membrane organization; actin filament bundle assembly. The coding region runs from base 84 to 1646 and encodes 520 amino acids.
CGCUCGUGUCGUGUUUCCCUCCAUCACUAGCAGCUCUGAAGAGGACCGUGGACCCCCCCACUCCCACUGACGCUCCACGCAGAAUGUCUCGGACCGACGAAGUACACCGAAUCACGGAGAAUGUCUACAAGAACAUCAUGGAACAGUUCAACCCGUGCUUACGGAACUUCAUAGCCAUGGCCAAGAGCUACGAGAAGGCUCUCACCAGUGUCACAUAUGCUGCAAAGGGCUACUUCGACGCUCUGGUGCGGAUGGGCGAGAUGGCCAGCGAAAGCCAAGGCUCUAAGGAUCUCGAAGAGGCAGCAUGGGAUGUGCUCUUUCAGAUGGCUGAAGUGCACAGACAGAUCCAGAUCCAGCUUGAGGAGAUGCUAAAGUCUUUCCACAAUGAGCUGCUGACGGAGCUGGAGAAGAAGGUGGAGCUGGACGCGCGCUACCUGAACGCGGCGCUGAAGAAGUACCAGAUGGAGCACAAGAGCAAAGGGGAGAGUCUGGAGAAAUGCCAGGCGGAGCUGAAGAAGCUGCGCAGGAAGAGCCAGGGCAGCAAGAACCCUUCCAAGUAUGGAGACAAGGAGAUGCAGUACGUGGAGGCCAUCAGCAACAAGCAGAGUGAGCUGGACCAGUACAUCGCUAAGGGCUACAAGAACGCUCUGUCUGAGGAGAGGAGGAGGUAUUGCUUCCUGGUGGACCGCCAGUGUGCCGUGGCCAGCAACAGCAGCGCGUACCACAGCAAGGGGAAGGAGCUUCUCUCCCAGAAGCUUCCGGUGUGGCAGCAGGCGUGCGCUGAACCCACCAAGCUGCCGGACAGAGCCAUGUUCCUGGCCCAGCAGAUGAGCGGAGCAGCGGGAGCCCUCCAUCCCGCCAUCUCUGAGCAUAUCUCCGGGGCUAAACCUCUGCCGGUGCCUCCAGAGCUGGCCGGCUUCCGGGGCGCCGCCGCCGCCAUGGGACAGCAGCGGCUGAUGGACGGAGCGAUGCCGGCGAUGAACGGCGCCGCCGGCGGCGAGGACUACCAGCAGUGGAUGGAGAGCAAGGCGGCCCAGAGCAAGGCCUCGCCGCAGCCUCAGCGGCACGGAGCAGAGGUCUACUCCAACACCCUGCCUGUGCGAAAGGCCGCCCCCGCCAAGAGCAAGACCCCCCUCUUGGAGACCCGCACGCUGCCCCGCUCCAGCUCCAUGGCUGCAGGUCUGGAGAAGAACGGAAGAACCCGCGUCCAGGCCGUCUUCUCCCACGCCGCAGGAGACAACAGCACACUGCUCAGCUUCGCCGAAGGCGACGUCAUCACCCUGCUGGUGCCCGAGGCCCGUGACGGCUGGCACUACGGCGAGAACGAGAAGACGAGGAUGCGGGGCUGGUUUCCUUUCUCCUACACGCGGCUGAUCUCUGAGAGCGGCGGCGACACCAUGAGGCAGCUUCGAGUUCACAACCUCCAUCUUGGGAAAAGCAGCAGCACUGGCAACCUGCUGGAGAGAGAGGACAUGAGUCUGCCCGGCCCGGAUUACGGCACGCAGUCCCGGAUGUCUGCACAGAGCAGCGCCACGCUGCACAGACAGCAGCGCCCCUACAGCGUGGCAGUGCCCGGCUUCCCACAGGUAAGGAAAGGUCAGAAGAUCAGAGGUUCAGGCCAGGUAAACGUUCAGCUGAGCUGCUGA